Messenger RNA from Hirundo rustica (Barn swallow), 4856 nucleotides. It is a transcript of the gene ENPP5, whose product is annotated as ectonucleotide pyrophosphatase/phosphodiesterase family member 5. The transcript is spliced from 5 exons. Bases 252 to 1640 code for a protein of 462 amino acids. Lineage: Eukaryota; Metazoa; Chordata; Aves; Passeriformes; Hirundinidae. The record is from RefSeq and is a predicted model, not a curated record.
UCAGCUGACGCCAUGGUGCCCGGUCACACGGUAGAUCUGUGAACUCACGACUCUUUCCCGACCCAAAUGACGCCGUGAUUCCGUAAUUCCGUGUCCCCCUCCCGCCGGGCCCGCCCCGCAGGCGCUGAGUGACAGUGCCGGGGCCGCUCCCGGGCGGGGCCGGGCCGGACCGCAGCUCCGCGGCCCCUGAGGUUGAGCCGGAAGAAAUCCCCUAUCAGGUGGAUCUGAGUUGGCCUCAGAAGAGGGGACAGAUGCCUUCCAGCAUAGCCAUGAGCAGUUAUUGGAAAGUCCUGGGAGUUUUCUUGCUCUUUCUUCAAAGUGCACUGUGCCUCCAGCCAGCCCAGCCCAGGGUGCUGCUGGUGUCUUUUGAUGGGUUUCGGUGGGAUUACAUCUACAGAGUGUCCACUCCCAAUUUUCACUAUGCCAUCAAGAACGGGGUGCACAUCAGGCAGGUGACGAAUGUGUUCAUAACCAAGACGUACCCCAACCACUACACCCUGGUGACCGGGCUCUAUGCAGAGAGCCACGGCAUCGUCGCUAACGAGAUGUAUGACCCUGUCCUGAAUGAAACCUUCUCCCUGAACAAAAUGAACACCCACAACUCCAAGUUCUGGGAAGAGGCCAGCCCAAUAUGGGUGACGAACCAGAGGGAAGGACACAAAUCUGGUGCUGCUAUGUGGCCUGGAACAGAUGUGAAGAUACAUGGAGUCUUGCCUACACAUUACAUGCCCUACAAUGAAUCUGUUCCCUUUGAAGAAAGAGUGGCAAAGCUCAUUGGCUGGUUUACAUCAGAAGAACCCAUAAACUUUGGUCUCCUGUACUGGGAACAGCCUGAUGAGAUAGGCCACGUUCUAGGCCCAGAAAACCCACUUAUGGGAGCGAUAAUCAGUGACAUUGACAGAAAACUGGGAUAUCUCAUUUCUGAACUGAAGAAAGCGAAGCUGUGGGAUGUGAUAAAUGUCAUAGUCACAAGCGAUCACGGAAUGUCACAGUCGUCCUCAGAAAGGCUGAUUGAGCUUGAUCAGUACGUGAGCAGAGAGCUCUAUGAAGUCAUCGACCACUCCCCUGCAGUAGCCAUUUUGCCAAAAGAAGGCAAACUGGAUGAAGUAUAUGAAGCUUUGGCCAACGCUCAUCCCAACAUGACUGUAUAUAAAAAGGAGCAGAUUCCAGAUAGAUUUCAUUACAAACACAACAGUAAAAUUCAGCCCAUCUUAGCAGUGGCUGAUAAAGGAUGGGAAAUUGUACAUAACAAGACUGAUGGUUUUCUAUUUGGUAAUCAUGGAUAUGACAAUGCUGUACCAGAAAUGCAUCCCAUUUUUCUGGCAGUUGGGCCUGCUUUCAGAAAGAAUGCCACCAAACAAUUCAUGAAUGCUACGGACUUGUACCCCUUAUUGUGCCACCUGCUUGGCAUCAGCCCACUGCCCAACAAUGGUUCCUUCAAUGCUGUGAAGGAUAUACUUGCUGAGGAAGCUCCUGGAGCCCGUGGAGCAGAUUCCUACUCCACUGUUGUAGGAGUUUUCCUGGGCAGCCUGCUUGUUUUGGUUUUUACUGCAGUUUUUGUUAAGCAUUUUGUCCUCACCCAAGCAAAUUCCAUGCAAAUCCGACACACUGAAGCUGCCCAGCCACUGCUGCAAGAUUGAUAACACCUGGGAUUGUUUCCUGUUUGAGGCUUAAAAUAAGCCUAUACACAGAAAAUAAACAAUGGAGGUGGAUCAGCAUGAAUGUGUGGAGUGAAAGGAGAUGGAUGCUGAUCCAUUGGUACUCUGGGCAUGUACAGACCAGGGAUGGAGAGAGAGUGUGUUCCUGUUUCACCCUGCAGCCACUUCAUCUUCCAGGGCUUGAAGACAUCCUAGGUAAACCUGGGAAGCUCUGUGUGUAUGUAGACCUGUAGUGACAAUAGACCUCAAACACCUUAUUAUGGCUAUUUUUAGGGAAAUAACAUCAACUGGGGUGCACUUCACAGACUAUUAAAUGGUGAUUUCAUUUACCACCCUCUUUUUUGUUUUAAUCUUUGAGGGGUUUUUUGAGUCUCUUUGAUUUUAACAAAUCACUGAAUGGUACUUAACUUCUUUGUUAGUAUUUUUCUUCCCUGCCCAAUGAAGCUUUUGCAUGGAUCACCAUUACAGAUAAAUUGGUGGCUUAGAUCCUGCAGGAAAGAACAUUAUUAUUCAGCUAGGUCAUGCAGUGCUAGGUGUCUAAACUUAGAGUUACAUCUGUUUCUUCAAAUUACUGUGUUAACUGUUGCCCCAAAAUACAAAGCUUAAGUGGUAUUGCCUUUAGCAAUCAGCAUUAAACUGCUUCAUUCUUAAUGUUUUAAAAACGUAUUUAAGUAAAUAUAGGAUUUUACCACUUUAGAUAUGAUUUCAGGUAAAUGUAGGCCUUUACUUUUUCCAUUUCCUGUACACUAAAUUUUCUAGGAGUUCCAUGCAGUUGGCAGGAUGUACAACAUCACACCACUCCAAAUGGAGUCUUUUCUAUUUCUGUGGUACUAAAGGAGGUGCAUAAGUUAAGGAUGCUCAGGCUGGUUUCAGAGGGUUGUCAGGCUUGUCCCUGGUGUGCUACUGGCGAUUCUGAGUUUGUCUUGUGCUUUAUCUGCUCUGUCUGGGUGGGCCCUGGAAUGGGAUGAUCAGGGUUACACACACAGUUUAAAGGGCAGCUCUAUAAAUCUGAAGCCAUAUAUGUUCUUAAAUCUGAAAAAGCACACUAAUAAUAAAAAAAGGUGUAAAACUGGAGUUUGUUUUUCCAGAGGAAAACCUCUGUCAGGAAAAAAUAUUAAUUCUGAGUCAACAAAGGUACAUAUUAUCAUUCUUUUGUGUGUGGCAAUAAAUCUUGCUAGUGUAGUUGUGGGUUUUUUUGUGGGCUCACUUAAAUGGUGAGAAUCUGGUGACUAAAGUUUGUAUGAAAAACGUUAAGUGAGAAAAGUUGUCUAUUGUCAGACUUCUCCCCUUCUCCCUGUGAUAGUAUUUCUCAGCACUUUGUUGCUGAGUAAAAUGCCUGAAGUAGAAAGAAACUUCCAGAAUUAGUGCAGAAGUAGCAGACUAGGUAUUUUCAAAUGUAAUUUAUGUCUGUAUCCACAGCCCCCAGCAGAAGGCAAGGAUGGGAACACCUCUGCUUUGGAUGUGCUCUGCCAAGCCAAGGGUGUGACUGACAGUCAGUACUGCAAAGGGAGGGCUGGAGUACAAAAUUCCUUUUGCUGGGCUAAAUUCCAGACUUAUUGAAGAUCUGUUAUGUUCCUCUGGGAUGGCAGGGACACUUGCUUUAUACCAAGCUGUCUUGCAGACAGAUGUGGACAUUUCCAGAGGUCACAUUUGGGUGCAGCGAAUGCUUCAGAGGGAAGGCAAUGAAAUAGCCCAGCUUAAGGGUUCUGCUGCAAGUUCAGCUGUAAUAGCUUCAUGAAGGCAGGAAAAAUGCAGGUCUGUUGGAACACAGCCCUUGAUUUGGGGGAUGUAUAUGAAAUCCUGUGAACUCCAGCUGACUCAGUGCUGUUACUGUGCUGUGAACUGCCUUGUUUUCCUGCAUUGCCAUUUUCUUAAUAAAACACUGAAGGUAAAGGUUUCUAAGGCUGGUUCUUAGUGCAGCUGGCUGUUAGCUGUGCCUGAAGGUGAAUUUGCUGGCACAGGUAAAAUUGAGUUCUGCAGGGGCUCCAGCUGAACCACGACGCCAGUAAAGUGUUCACAGCAGUUUUCAGAGACCAGGGAAGUCUGAGCACAAAACCCAAACCUCUGAGUUGUUACUAAUCCCUUCCCUAUCCACCUUCCAAGAAGUGUCUGGCACAUGCAAAAUGAUGCACCGAGUCCACUUUUUCUUGCUUAUUUGCAGCUUAAAAUUGAAUUGUAGCAAAAAUUGUGUGUUUAAAGGAAGAUCUGCAGGCUUUGAUAAGGCAACAACAGUGACAAUUGAUGUGGCAAUGCCAAAACCUUCACCUGUAGCUUCUGCACUUUGGAACAUUGCUUUAGUAGAAAUUCUUAUUGCAGUAAUUUCAUAGCAGUGAUUGUGGCAGAUGUAGAAAUAACUGGGUUGUAAUCUCAGAGCUUUUCCUUAAACCCCACUUUAACUGAGGCAAGUAGAGUUCUAUCAUCAGCCAAAGUGACCCUUGAUUUUAAGGAGGGGGCAAAGUUUGUCAGUGUUGAUCAGUCAUUUGGGACUUAGACUUACCUGCCCAAAUAUGAAACAAGGAUAGAGCAGUAGGUUUCCCCCAACAAAGGGUUUGGGAACAAUAACACUCAGAAUAGGCUGGGGACAUGAAUGUGAGAAUUGUUGAUGUCAUUGUUCUGUGUUGCACUGUGAGGCCCUUCUUUGAGGAGGGCAAAAUAAAACUUUGUUAUAUUAAAAAAAAAAAAAAAAAAAAAAAAAAAAAAAAAAAAAAAAAAAAGAGAGAGAGAGAGAGAAUCUUGUAGCAUUAGGAUCAAACAUUUCCUUUAGGAUCAAACAUUUCCUUUAUUCUUGGGUGUAUUUGCAGGUACCCCUUGGGUUGUUCCUUGCUAGAACAUUUGCCCAACUGUUUUAAGUUACUGAGUGUGAGCCUAAUGAACUUGAAAGCACAGAUGAUGCCUGGAGAAAAAUAGCGACUUUUUCUCUGAUGUGACAUUUUGUCAGACACCUUUUUUUUUGGGGAGGGGGGAUGUGGGAUUUGGUUUCUGUGUAUAUGAUACUGUCUAUGAUGUACAAACAAGUUUAUUGGAAAGAGAAUUUGAAUACACUGUGUACUGCUUGUAACUUAAACUUGAGAACCAAGAACGAUGCAUGAUAUGUUUCAUUACUGACCUGUGAAGCAUACAGAUGUCAAAUGUUUUCUUUGUUCCUUCUUGUUUGGAAACGCUGAAGUUAAAAUACAUCUUUGCUAUAAUGCUGUCAAA